GUUAGAUGCUUGUAGCCCACUUCAUGAACACAGGGCAAAAGCACUGCUGGGUUUGGAGCAGCUGUUUGUGAGUGCCUCUUAUCCCACUCUGCUAAGGAAGGAGGGUGGGAGUGACUGGGGUCUUAUGUCACACUCAUUAUUUACUGUCCCCAAGAGUAAGGGGAAAACCAUCACUCUGGCAGAUGCAGGUGUUAAAUGCAUGCUAGCCCAAGAAACUCAGAAAGUUUUCCAGGGACCUUGGACACUUAUUGAUGGAUAUGGGGGUAAGAACACCAUCAUGAAACAAGUAUUAUUGUGUCCUGGAAUUGGGAGAGCACCCCUACUCCAUAUUGGUAGUAAUCUUUCUGUAUAAUCUUCCUAAAAAUUGGAUGCCUGUUGUAUUUGGAACGAUAUUAUAGACCCUGGUGGGGGAAUUUCAACUCAUAGUUCAGGUAGUAAAGGCAGUAUUGAGGAGGCCAAAUGAUCCUGUUAGUCUUCCCAUCCUGAAAGUUCAGAUUGCCAGAUGGACAUGCUGAGACUAGAGAAACCAUAUACGAAAUGUAAGUUGAAAUUUUAUGAGCUACUCACAGUGCUUUCGCUAGUCCUAUCAUUAAAAAGGCAGAUACGAUGGAGAGUGACUGUCAACUAUAGGGUGUUAAGUAAGGUGGGCCCUGUCAUCCAUGUUGUGGCACCUAGCAUCACUCAGGUACUGGAAAAAUACAUUCUCCUUUGGCUUUGUGCAUGCUGUCUUGGACAUAACUAAUGCUGUUUUUAGCUUUACUUACAAAUGGACCCACAAGCCAGUGCACCUUCACUUGAGAGGGAAGAGCAUGGACAUUCCAGGUUGUUGGUGUGAAACAGAUAAUGAGGAGGCACUUUCUGAGCAGAGCAUUUCCAUGGAAGGAAUGCCACAGACCAGAACUACUGAGUUAGGUCUAUUGACCCUGAAAGCCCACCCAUGUCAGAUGUAUGACCCACUCUUGAAAGACAUUUUGUACCUGGCUGAACACCAGAAAUCAUAUCCUAUGGAGAAACUGCACAGAUGUGGGUUGUGUGGGAGAGGAUUCUCCAUCAGUGUGACAUUUCCCCAGCACCAGCAGUGUCAUUGUGGAGAGAAUCCCUUGAGAGGGGAUGAUGGAGGGACCUCAUGUGUGAAGAGCUGUACAGGACAUAGGGUAGGGACACCCUGUACAUGCAGGGAAGAAAGCGUUGACAUGCCAGACAGCUGUGGCCUCUUCCAGCAGCUGACCACACACAAUGUGGUGAGUCCUCAUAAAAGAACUGAGCACGUAGAUUCUCUCCCACACAGCUCCAGUCUCAGAAGACAUCAAGACCAUCAUGGUGGACAAAUGAAUGUAAAUUACAGUGAUGAUGGGAAGACCUUCCUGAACACCUUUAAUCUCCUUGACCACCAGAUAACUCAUUCUGAGGGGAAACACUAUAGAUGUCUACCAGGUGGAAAUGUGCUCAAAGAGAAGCCUGCUCUUUUUAGUGACAAUAAAAUUCACAGUGGAGAAAAAUCUCAUGUGUGUAAGGAAUGUGGAAAGGCCUUCACUCACCUGUCCUACCUAAAAAUGCAUCAGAAAUUUCACAAUGGAAAAAGAUACUACACAUGCAGUGAAUGUGGGAAGACAUUCAGCCGCAAAGAUACACUUGUUCAACACCAGAGAGUCCACACAGGAGAAAGGCCCUUUAAGUGCAGUGAAUGUAGCAAAGCCUUCAGUCGUAAAGACACACUUGUUCAACACCAGAGAUUUCACACUGGAGAAAGGCCUUAUGAGUGCAGUGAAUGUGGGAAAUUCUUUAGCCAAAGCUCCCAUCUUAUUGAGCACUGGAGAAUUCAUACUGGGGCAAGGCCUUAUGAAUGCAUUGAAUGUGGGAAGUUCUUUAGCCAUAAAUCCAGCCUCCUUAAACACCAGAGAGUUCACACAGGAGCAAGGGCUUUUGUCUGCAGCAAAUGUGGGAAAGCCUUCAGCUGCAAAGACACACUUGUUCAGCAUCAAAUCAUUCACACUGGUGCAAGGCCUUACGAGUGCAGUCAGUGUGGGAAGGCUUUCAAUCGUAAAGAUACACUUGUAAAGCAUCAGAAAAUCCACACUGGAGAAAGACCUUAUGAGUGUGGUGAGUGUGGAAAAUUAUUUAGACAUAGUUCUAACCUUAUUGUACACCAGAGAAUUCACACUGGAGCAAAGCCUUACAAGUGCAAUGAGUGUGGGAAAUGCUUUAGUCACAACUCCAGCCUCAUUCUGCACCAGAGAGUUCACACUGGAGCAAGGCCUUAUGUAUGCAGUGAAUGCGGGAAAGCCUACAUUAGUAGCUCCCACCUGGUCCAACACAAGAAAGUUCACUCUGGAGCAAGACCUUAUGAGUGCAAUGAGUGUGGAAAAUUCUUUAGUCGCAACUCUAGCCUCAUUCUGCACCAGAGAGUUCACACUGGAGAAAAGCCUUAUGUCUGCAGUGACUGUGGAAAAGCCUACAGCAGAAGCUCCCAUCUCGCGCGGCACCAGAAAGUUCACAUUGAAGAAAGGUCUCAUGAGUGUGAAAAUUUUGGUGACACUCUAGCUGCAUCUCUUAAAUUUGUUUAGCAUCAAAAAUUAACACUAGAGGAAGGUCUUAUGAAUGAGGAAAUUUCCUAUUUCCAUCACACCAGAAAAGCUCUGAAUAUUCUUCAUAAGGCAACCAUCAGCCUACAGGUUCACCUGUCCAUUCUUCUCUCCUCUCUGGAGAGAUUUCCAAUAAGAAUCACAUAUGAACAUUUAGUGAAAUGGUUUGGGGUUUCUAAAUUGUUCAGGGCUCUCCACAAUUAAUGUCAUUGCUAGUGCCUGUGGUGCUACUGGCUCAUCUUAUUGCUACCAACUGUCUGUCAGUCACUCCAUCCUGCUCAGGGAAGGCAGACAUCUGCUCAUUCUCCUAUUCCCUAUAGAAAGUAAUGAAUGUUUGUGCCCAUUGAGGGUCCCCUUGUCCUCUCAUUACUACAUUCUGAGGAAAUAUAAUUCUGGCCAGAAGGAUUUGAGCUAGCCUCUGCUAGGUAUUUCCUGAUGUUUCCCUUCUUCAUGGGUAGUGUUGGCCAUGAACAUUAUAGCGAUGACUUACUUGUCUUUCUGCCAAAUCCCAACAUUGUGACUGCCAUUCCAUGCUUACACAGUGAUAGAAGCAUACCAUGAUGUGAUUUACUCUUGGUUCUGUUUACUGUGUGGAGUGGAUCAAGAAAACAGUUGGGUCCUGCCAAAAUGAAGGGAGAACUUUUGUGGCCAUAACCUUUAUUUGCCUCAGAGGGGACUACAGUAUAGCAGAGAAUGUUUCUCAGUCUACUUUUAUUUAAAGUGCUCUCUUGCUAUAGGCCUGCUAGGAAAACAAACAAACAAAAAAUCAAAAAGAAACCUGAAGAGCAUUAUGUGCCAAAUUCUGUGGCCUGGAUGUAAGGUUAUUUUUUUUUUUGGUUUUUUUGUGAGCUCAGUGUUCAUUGAGGUUGAUUUGAAAAUCUUUCAUGCUUCUGGAAGCAACCAGGGUUGGGUUCCUUGACUGCCACAAUUUCCCCAGCAUUGUUGAGGGAUUAGUAUCUCCCAGACAUGUACAGGAGCAAGUUUCUGAUAUCCAGGAUCAUAUAGGCAACUGCCAUUGACUGCCAAGGCCUGCAGGGCAAGCUGGGAGUCAUGCUUCGUAAUAAACAAUGAAGUGGGAGUAGCUGUGGCAUAUAUUUCUGUAUUCUAAAGGGUCGUUCACAGAUGUCCAUGCAAUUAUGGUUGUGUGGGAAUAGGAUGUACAAAGAUUCUCUGAGCCUCUAGACAUUUAUCUCCUGUGGCCAAAGCCAUGUCAGAGUACCUGCUGACUUUAUGGCCAUCACUGGACAGGUGGGAACCCCAGCACUUAGAAAGGGAUGGGGCUUCUCUGACCCAGUUAGCACUCCUAGUGAUGGAGGUGAACUUGAACUUCAGUGUUUUCCAGUUUUUGCUGACAUUGAAUCAGGCAUCACUCUCCUAAAUUGGGAGAGGCAUUUGGUACAGCCAAAAUGGUUGACAGAUCUGACUUUCAAGAGCAAUAGGAAUAGGAAUAGGAAUAGGAAUUCUUAUGGGGAAAAUCAGUUCAUAACAGCUGUAUUGAGGUAUGAUUAACAUGCAGUACACUGCUAAUAUGUAAAGUGUAAAAUGUGUGCUGUUCCAGUGUGUGUGUGUAUACACCUGCAAAACCACCAUAAUGAAGGUAAUGAAAAAACCAACACGACCAAAAGAUCCCUUGCAUCCUCUUAUAAUUCUACCAGCCCUUCCCAGCGUCGCACAUUCAUGACAACAGCAAACACUUUGCAGGACUGAAUAAGUGAAUAAUAAUGUACUUUUUUUGAGAGGGGGCUCUGGCUUUUUUCCUCUAACCAUAGCUUUAUUGAGAUCAGUCUGUCUUUUUGCAUGACUCAAUUCUUAGUUUGUUAAUUUGUAUUGCUGAGUAUUGUUCCAUUGUAUACCACAUGUUUAGAAUCCAUUCAGUUGUUAAUGGAUGAUUGGGUUGUUUGUAGUUUUUGACUAUUACAUAUAAAGGUGCUGUGAGGAUUUGCAUUCAGGUUAUAAGAUAAGAA
Molecule: messenger RNA, 4546 nt
Organism: Castor canadensis (American beaver)
Lineage: Eukaryota; Metazoa; Chordata; Mammalia; Rodentia; Castoridae
Source: RefSeq, a predicted model, not a curated record